This is a messenger RNA of Fonsecaea multimorphosa CBS 102226, 852 nucleotides long. RefSeq lists its product as uncharacterized. NCBI's taxonomy places the organism in Eukaryota, Fungi, Ascomycota, Eurotiomycetes, Chaetothyriales, Herpotrichiellaceae. The transcript has 7 exons. The coding region runs from base 1 to 852 and encodes 283 amino acids. The record is from RefSeq and is a predicted model, not a curated record.
AUGAUAUUUUUCUCACUCCUUCUCUACCUCCUGAGCUUGAGGUUUGGUCUUGCAGCCUAUCCACAUAUCUGGUUUCCAGAUUACUUCGAGACAGAUCCAAAGUUCAAAGCCGACUAUCCGACAUGGAAGGGCGUGGUCGAUCAGGCUUUCCAAGACGCUAUCACUCUGGCGCGAGUGGUAGUACUGACAGGGAAUUCUUGUGACCCGGCUUUCUUGCGAUACUUCCAAAAACAAGAUUACAAUUUUGUACAAGCUUUGUUCCGAAAGAUCGCCAAUAUCCCCGCAUCCAUGAACACCGGUAGUCCAGAAGAGGUGCUUGCUCUCCUGCAAAGUACAAAUCCUGCGGCGUCCUUUGGGCCAGUGUGGGACAAACUGCUCCUUUCGUUCACCGACUACCCCCAGAGUCCGUGGGAUAUUGGUAGCCUUGCCAGUUGUAACAUGCAAGGCGUCAAUGGUUACCUCAACUAUGAUGGCAAAGCACCAAGAGAAGCUAACGAUCCAGCUUGGCCAGAGCUGUUCAAAGGCAUCCCUACGUACAUGCAGGUCAUUGAGGAACACCAAUUCGGGCCGCAAAUCGCCGACUAUAUAAUCCCCGGUCCAUUCCCAGAUCCCUACGGACCGUUCAAUGCUGCCAGCCUUGCAAAGUUUCCCGCAGACAAGAAGACAGGGUACUCGCUAGCAAUUCAGAACGCGGAAAACUAUGUAUGGUAUGCCAAUUCGAAGUAUUGGGCUUGGAAAUGUAAUCGACCGUUUGCGGCCGCCACCACCGAAGCAGACAAUAUGUUCAAUCAAUUUCGAGCAAGAGGUCCUCCGAUGUACGGAACUUGGAACCAACCGCUCCCAGAUAGCUAG